AUGUCCUCAAGCAAUAUGUUGCUUCAGCAACAAUACAGACAGAAAGGUUUUAAGACCUAUAGUGAGCUCAUCUCAUGUCUAUUGCUUGCAGAACAGAACAACGAGCUGCUCUUGAAGAACAGUGAGCUUAGACCACCUGGAUCUAAGCCUGUCCCUGAGGCAAAUCAUACCUCAAAUGAGCCUAAUGAUGGUGCUGAAGCCAACCAUGUCCGGUAUGACCAUAAGGGCCGCGGAUCCUCAUAUGGAAGAGGACGUGGCCGUAAAGGUCAUGGGCGAGGACGUGGACAAGGUGGCAACAGCAAAGGGCGUAGCACCCCUUAUGACCGUCCAAACCAGUCCAAUAAUGGACAAGGUAAAGGCAGAGGCAAUGGGACUUCUUCAAAGCCACAAAAUCUGCAAGCUCACCUUGCCAUAGAUGCGGAAUGAUGAAUCAUUGGGCAAAGAAUUGCCGCACAGCCAAGCAUCUGGUCGACCUCUAUCAAGAGAGUCUUAAGGGCAAGAAUCCGGAAGCACACAUGGUGUACAAGGAUGGUGAGGACGAUUUUGAUCAUGACAAGGACGACCUCAUGGACUUUGAGACUUCAGACAUACUCACUAUGCUGAAUGAUGAUCCAGUCGAAUAAUGUGAUGCAUCAAACGAUUUGUGUUUGAAUGCUUUUGGUGUUUUUAGGCUUUGAGAAUUUUUUUUAAGUGCUUUUGCAUUCUAUGUUUUAUUUUAAGAAUAAACUAUGUUUACUUUCAUUUUCAAUAAUAAUAUGAAUGAUUCAGAUUA
Molecule: messenger RNA, 772 nt
Organism: Raphanus sativus (radish)
Lineage: Eukaryota; Viridiplantae; Streptophyta; Magnoliopsida; Brassicales; Brassicaceae
Exons: 1
Coding region: 1-426 (141 amino acids)
Source: RefSeq, a predicted model, not a curated record